UUUCAGAAUGGGGAUCGAGAAACAUGCUUGUAAGGUAGCGGGCACCCGCAAGAUCAUUCUGAUCUACUCAUUGGUUGGACUGCUCACAUUCUCGUACUUUGUUUGUGCUGAGCCGCGCAUACUCAUCCGAGCCAAUAACUUUGUUCAUCUGGCUUUGCAUGCCAUUGUCUUGUUCGGUGUGUAUAACAACACUGAACGUAGUCUUCGCUGGUCCGCGAACAUUGUCUACUUCUACGUCCUCUUGUACUUUGCCAUCUUCUUGGUUUUUCCUGUAAUGUUGGCCAGUUGCAAGGCAUCUGGAAUCUUGCCAGGAAUAACUGAAGGCAAAGUGUUGAAAAUGAUCGACAAGGUACUCGGUAGAAACAACGAACCCUUCGGAAAUGAGACUGCUGCCCAAAUCGACGUCCAUAUCAAGCAUCAACUUUUCAAAGUGUUCGGAGACGAUUUCACCAAGAACAAAGUUAAUUCCAUGAUUCUGUGUGAUAUAUCCAGAAAACAACUUUUGAAAAUGCCACAACACUCAGACUUCAAACUAAUGGAACAAAGCAGAAUUUACUUGGACAACUACGCCUCCAAAGUCGUCUUUGAGAAGAUUCUCCAGGAUGUCAGAAGAGAUGAUGAGUGUAUGUAUGGACUUAUCGCUGGAUUAGGAAUGGGGCUCUUCUGCUACAUGCUAUACGGACUGAUCUACCUCGAGCACGCUAUGCUCAAACAACUUUGGUCCAUUGCUGUGAUUGUCAAACCGACCGAGGAGAACUACUCAAACUUCUAAUUUUUAUGAAAUAAUCUCUCAUUCUCCUGAUCUCUUUAAAUGUUCUCAUAAAAACAACUCAAAUAAAAUCGACGUUAUCCCAAA
Molecule: messenger RNA, 856 nt
Organism: Caenorhabditis elegans
Lineage: Eukaryota; Metazoa; Nematoda; Chromadorea; Rhabditida; Rhabditidae
Gene: F14D7.8
Product: PBPe domain-containing protein
Exons: 2
Coding region: 8-772 (254 amino acids)
Source: RefSeq, marked reviewed